Triticum dicoccoides is the source of this 1595-nucleotide messenger RNA. RefSeq lists its product as uncharacterized. The transcript has 9 exons. The record is from RefSeq and is a predicted model, not a curated record. NCBI's taxonomy places the organism in Eukaryota, Viridiplantae, Streptophyta, Magnoliopsida, Poales, Poaceae. The coding region runs from base 268 to 1488 and encodes 406 amino acids.
UCUUUCCUCGUGUGCUCCUCAUUCUUUGAUUUGGUCCAAGCCUUGUUCUUGGGAAAGCAUAGCUUCCUGAAUCCUGAGACCUUCAGCUUCAAGGCCAAAAUGGGUGAGGCCGAGGAUGGGUUCACCCCACUGUCUCAGUUGAACUUGUCAUCGGAUUACAGGCGCAGAGUCUGGGUGCGCAUCUCACGGGUGUGAGUGUCCUUCGACCCGAACACCGCCACCGUGUUCGGCCUCGACAGCCUUCUCAUCGACAGCGAGGGUGGAACUAUGCAAGCCCAUGUAAAACCCAAAGAUAUAAAGCGUUUCGAAGAGCGGUUAGUUGAAGGGAAGGUCUAUGUACUGUCAAAUUUUGUAGUUUGUCCAAGCAAGGGGAAAUAUAUGACCUGUAGGAACCCCUUCAUGAUGCACAUUGAAGCACAGACGGUGGUCGACGAGAUCGAUGGAGAUGUCAACGCGAUACCUCUCCACUGCUUUGAUUUUGUUGACUUUGUUGAUGUUCCUUCUAGGGACCGCAGCAUUAGCUUAUUGACAGAUGUUAUUGGCCAAGUAGUCGAAGUUUGGGGCAUAGAACGGACACCAAAGAAAUUGCGGAUGAUAGAAUUUUGCAGCUUACGGAUUGAGGAUUUCAGUGGAAAGGAACUGUAUGUCACACUAUAUGGAAAGCUGGGUCAUGAUUUUAAUGCGGAGAUUCGCAAGAAAUGCCGACAAGACCCUGUUGCUGCCGUGUUUGCCGGGAUGCGUGUUUGCCACUACAAGGGAAAAGGAUAUAUAGUUUGCUCUUUAUCAGCUUCAAAGUACUACCUAGAUUUGGAAAUACCAGAGGGACAGCAAUUCCGCGGGAAUUGGUAUCAUCCGAAAAUCCCCAUAAUGCAACUCCAGUCUCAGGCAGAAAGCCCUGUGGAUCCAACUCAGGAGUUACAAAGUAGCUGGAGAACAAUCAAACAGCUGCAAAGCCUCGAUCCAUUCAAGUUAUCGGACAAUAGCCGAUUUUUGUGCAGAGCCACCCUGAAAGAAAUAGACUGCACCAAAGAUUGGUGCUAUCGUGGAUGCUUCCACUGCAGGAAGAAGGUCAGCAGGGACGGAAGUGAAUUCUGGUGCAGCCAAUGUGACCCGGUUAACAAGAAGCGUAAGAGGCCGGUUUUAUGGUACAAGCUAAAUGCAGUGGUGGAGGAUGACACUGGGACCAUGAACUUGGUGAUCUUUGCCGAGGAGGCGCAGGAACUUAUCGGUGUCCCGGAAGAAGAACUUUUCGAAGAGAUCACCGAUGAUGGCAGGUGCACUGUGCCAGCUGCAUUCUCAUAUCUUCGCGGCUCGACCCACACCUUCCAAGUUGCCAUGGACGACUGGAGCUCAAGCUUCGUUGUGAAGUGGAUCUUGAACCACGAUGAGUUGACACUACUGCAGCAUGGUGUCAUCGCCCCUAGUCCAUCAGGCGAGACAGCAGAGACUAGAGGAGCAGAACAGGGCAAGGAACGCACCAGUGGUUGAUGACUAUUCGCAAUUGGGCCUAGGUGUGCGUGUGGGCCGUGGGCCUUGUAGGUGUAAUAGCGUGUGUGGGUGAGCUGCGGCAUAUAUAAGCCGAGCCGUGUAGCCGA